AUGCCUCCACGCCGAUCAACGAGACGCGAUCCUCCGGUAACUGCAACACCACCUACUCCUCAAAUCGAUACGGCAGCUCUUAAUGUUGCAGUAGCUGCGGCUGUGGCUAUAGCCAUGGCUCAAUAUCAUUCUACCAGCGCCAGCGGUGAUGGAACGCCUGUUCAUUCUAACCAUGGUGAAGCCCCUGUGCGCUUGAGAGAGUGCUCCUACAAGGACUUCACAAACUGCAAGCCACUGUCCUUUAAAGGGACUGGCGGAGUCAUUGCCCUCUCGCAAUGGUUCGAAAAGACGGAAUCGAUCUUCGAGAUCUGCUCAUGCCCGGAAGGAAGCAAAGUCAAAUUUGCUGCGUGCACCUUCGAGGCAAAGCCCUGA
This is a messenger RNA of Lactuca virosa, 372 nucleotides long. NCBI's taxonomy places the organism in Eukaryota, Viridiplantae, Streptophyta, Magnoliopsida, Asterales, Asteraceae. The record is from the annotation of a GenBank genome assembly.